Molecule: messenger RNA, 2103 nt
Organism: Penaeus indicus
Lineage: Eukaryota; Metazoa; Arthropoda; Malacostraca; Decapoda; Penaeidae
Product: proline-, glutamic acid- and leucine-rich protein 1-like
Exons: 4
Coding region: 53-1438 (461 amino acids)
Cellular component (GO): extracellular region
Molecular function (GO): chitin binding
Source: RefSeq, a predicted model, not a curated record
CUUACUCCGGACGAAGGUGACGUGAAGCUUCAUCAUCUCACCAGGACACAGAAUGCGAGCGUUUCUGAUAUUGGCCGUGGUGGCGCUGGCCGUCGAGGGGCAGCAAAGACCAGGUCCCCCGAGGCGAGGCCCACCACACCGCAGGCAGUUCCAGGGCCCACCUCGAGGAGGACCCCCAUUCAGAGGCCCUCCCCUCCCGCCCCCUCCAGGUUUCCGAGGACCACCUCCACCACCUCCUCCUCCGGGCGCGUUCAGACCCCAGGGCGGGCCAGGGUUCCGACCGGGCCAGGGACAGACGUUGGGCCAGCUGCCCCUGAACCCGCGGCCGGAGUUCGACAACCCCAACUUCAUCCCGCGCGAGGAAGACAUCUUUUCCGGGGAGGAGGUGUCGUUCAGCGAGGGCGACGACUUCGGUCCGCUCUUCGCCGAUGACGUGCAGGGCCCCCGUCAGAGCCACGAAAGGUUCCGGGACGACGAAGGAAGUAGUCUCGAAGCCACGCCCUUCUUCCAACCCGACCACGACCUUCCUGCGGCCACCGAGGACUCGCACGGCGCCCCCGAAACCCUCGUUCCCCAUCAGCAGGUGGAGGGACCGCACCAGUUCGAGGAGGAGACGCAGGAGGUGGUCGACGUCUUGUCAGCGCCCCCUUCUAGACGUCCCCGCCCCCCCUCACAGCGACCACGCCCAUCUCAGAGCCGGUUCCCGUCGCAUCCUAAUCAGUUCCCUCUGCACAACGUCAUCGAGGAAGCUCCACCUCAGACCCGUCAACGUCCCCUCCGUGACCCUCUCGUCGAGUACCAAUACGACGACGAAGAAGGCGAAGACGAUGAAGAGGAGGAAGAACCCGACCGCCUCUCGAUCUUGCUGCAGGAUUCCCACUUCACUUGCGCUUCCAAGAAGAAUGGUUAUUACGCUGACGAGGAGGUGGAUUGUGAGGUCUUCCAUUACUGCCAAGAUAGCGUGAAGCACUCCUGGCUGUGCCCUGAGGGAGCGUCUUUCCAUCAGGUUCACCUGAUUUGCAUGCCCCGUUCCGAGGACAACAUCUGCGCCAAAUCCUCCAAGUUCCACUUCGUCAACGAGUUCCUCUACAAGGAGGUCGAGGGCGAGAACAAGACCUACGCCGACCGCUACUACCCCGAGGGCUUCGAGGACGGAGUCGCUAACCUCGACGACGGACCGACUCCUGUGCGUGACUUCCCCCAGCACAACGAACCGAUCCACCACCAGAGCUUCGUGGAGGAUGACCGGUCUGCGUCCUUGCCCCCUCGCCGCCCAGACUCCUUCCUCGAUCGCCUCCCACCCUCAGGUCCGGCGCCGCAGCAGUUCCUCCCGCUUGAGGAGCAUCCAGGGAGGCCCUUCGUGGAGAGACGUCCGGGUCAGUUCGCGCGACCUCCUCACCCUCGCCCGAACGGACCUCAGUUAGGUUUCCAGGGAUAAAGGGGGGAACGUCGCUAUGAUAUGCAUUUUAAUUUAAAAAACAACAACACCAGCCGUGCUUAGAGGAAGCUUGGCAACGUUAAAAAAAUCAGAGAAAUCACACAAUACACGCGUUCAAACUGUUUCUCGCAGGUUACGUGUGUUCAGUCUGAUUCUCCCCGUUUAACUGUUCAGUGUUUAUUUAUUGUUUCAAACCACAACCUGUCCUUCCCCUAGCCCUUCACCUCGUCGUCGCUCUAUCCCCGAAAACCACACGUAAUCCCGUAAACCAAAGAAAAUUCUUGCAACCAUGACGCGCCAUUGUGAGAAGAAAUUCAAGAAAAAAUAACUUGAGAUCACACGUUAUUUCGAGACUAAAAAAGAGCGAAGCAUCGAAACACACAAUUGUUUGGUUUAGGAAAUUCGGCCCAAGAAGAAUGGCUUGAGACCAUGCGUUUUUAGUUACAAUAGAGCGAAGCUUCGAAACACGCAAUUGUUUUGUUAAGGAAAUUCGCCCCAAGGAGAAUGCUGUGACAAAAUACAAGGAGAGGGAAAGAGGUCCAUUGUGGUCAACAUUUUUUGUAUAUAUGUUCUGUUGUUAUAAAUAUUUUGUUAAAUGCUGUUAUCUCGGCAGGGUUUUUGAAAUCACCGCCUUGUUUGUAGAACUAAAUACAUUUGAGCACCAA